AUGCGUAGCGGGGCGACAGCAAGCAGCGCGGCGGCGUACAAAGCGAGCAGGGUAGAGCAGCAGGGGGGCAGCGCGCGGGCAUGGGAGACCGGCCAGCACGGGUAUUGCUGCGGCAGCGUGGUGCGGCUGGUCGGGGCGGCCGGCGCGGCUGCAGUGGGCGAGAGCGGAAGCGGCGGGAGCGCGGCAGGAGAGGUAGGAGGAGGCGCGCGCGUUAGCGGGCGCCGUCGAGGGGGGGCCGGGCCUAGGCCAGCGACGGCCGGAGGCGGGAGGGGCUACGGCGGCUGGGACCCAGCCGGCGAGCGAACUACGGGCGCGGGGGUGCAGCAGCGACGCGCGGGCACGGGGCGACGGCGCUGCACGGCAUACGCGGGGUGGCGGGCGCUACGUGCGGGCAAGCAGCAGCAGGCCAGCGAGGAACGAGCGGUCGUGCGCGCGAGGCCCGGCUCGCUAGCAGCAGCGCGUGAGCGCACGGUCACGAGUGCACGAGUACGCGGGGAGCGCGAGCCCCAGCGAUUUCGGCCGCGGUGA
Aegilops tauschii subsp. strangulata is the source of this 528-nucleotide messenger RNA. Lineage: Eukaryota; Viridiplantae; Streptophyta; Magnoliopsida; Poales; Poaceae. The record is from RefSeq and is a predicted model, not a curated record.